This is a messenger RNA of Pistacia vera, 3283 nucleotides long. Its product is annotated as coatomer subunit beta-1. Gene Ontology annotation, cellular component: cytoplasm; COPI vesicle coat. The record is from RefSeq and is a predicted model, not a curated record. Gene Ontology annotation, molecular function: structural molecule activity. The transcript is spliced from 6 exons. Bases 175 to 3021 code for a protein of 948 amino acids. Lineage: Eukaryota; Viridiplantae; Streptophyta; Magnoliopsida; Sapindales; Anacardiaceae. Gene Ontology annotation, biological process: intracellular protein transport; endoplasmic reticulum to Golgi vesicle-mediated transport; intra-Golgi vesicle-mediated transport.
CAGAUCUGCGAGCUCCUCCUCACUCAUUUUCUGUAAAAAUAACCAAGAGAUUAUGAACGUUCUCAAGAUCUAACAUUUUAAUCACCGCACUCUCCUGUCUCCAAGUUGACUCAAUUUCGCCCAACCCCUCUUUUCUCCGGAGAUCUCAUCGAUUAAGAAAAACAAUCAGGCAACAUGGAGAAAUCUUGUACUAUGCUCAUUCACUUUGACAAAGGAACACCAGCAAUUGCAAAUGAAAUUAAGGAGGCUCUUGAAGGCAAUGAUGUGCCUGCUAAGGUUGAUGCCAUGAAGAAGGCGAUUAUGCUUUUGUUGAAUGGAGAAACCUUGCCUCAGCUUUUUAUCACCAUAGUUAGAUAUGUGUUGCCUUCUGAGGACCACACAAUACAAAAAUUAUUGCUUCUAUAUUUGGAGAUCAUUGAGAAAACAGAUGCUAAAGGUAGGGUUUUACCAGAGAUGAUUUUGAUAUGCCAAAAUUUGAGGAACAAUCUUCAGCACCCUAAUGAGUAUAUUCGAGGGGUUACAUUGAGGUUUCUUUGCCGGUUGAAUGAGACAGAGAUAAUUGAGCCAUUGAUUCCUUCCGUUUUGCAAAAUUUGGCACAUCGCCAUCCAUAUAUUAGGAGAAAUGCUAUAUUAGCUGUAAUGUCGAUAUAUAAGCUUCCACAGGGUGAGCAGCUUUUAGUUGAUGCGCCUGAAAUGAUUGAGAAGGUUCUCGCGACAGAGCAGGAUCAAUCUGCAAAGAGGAAUGCAUUCCUCAUGCUCUUUACUUGUGAUCAGGACCGGGCAAUUAAUUACCUUUUGACCAAUGUUGAUAGGGUUCCUGAAUGGGGCGAAUUACUUCAAAUGGUUGUGUUGGAGUUGAUUCGAAAAGUGUGCAGAACAAACCGGGGAGAGAAGGGAAAGUACAUCAAGAUCAUUAUAUCUUUGUUGAAUGCCCCUUCAACCGCAGUUAUUUAUGAAUGUGCCUCAACACUUGUCUCUCUGUCAUCUGCACCGACUGCUAUCAGAGCUGCUGCUAACACCUACUGUCAGCUUCUUCUUUCACAGAGUGACAACAAUGUAAAGCUUAUUGUGCUUGACCGACUGAAUGAGCUCAAGUCUUCACACAGAGAGAUCAUGGUUGAUCUUAUCAUGGAUGUGCUUAGGGCGCUUUCCAGUCCUAAUCUUGACAUUCGCAGGAAGACACUUGAUAUUGUGCUUGAGUUGAUAACUCCACGAAACAUCAAUGAAGUGGUUCUCAUGUUGAAGAAGGAAGUCGUGAAGACCCAGGGUGGAGAGCUUGAGAAGAAUGGUGAGUACAGGCAAAUGCUUAUUCAAGCCAUCCAUUCUUGUGCUAUUAAGUUCCCUGAAGUUGCAAGCACAGUAGUACAUCUGCUGAUGGAUUUCUUGGGAGAUAGCAACAUUGCUUCAGCUAUCGAUGUUAUUGUUUUUGUUCGGGAAAUAAUCGAAAUGAAUCCUAGAUUGCGGGUCUCUAUCAUAACCAGACUAUUGGACAAUUUCUACCAAAUCCGAGCCGCACGGGUUUGCACUUGUGCUCUUUGGAUCAUUGGAGAGUAUUGCCAGUCUCUUUCUGAAGUUGAGAGUGGCAUAGCAACCAUUAAGCAGUGUCUUGGAGACUUGCCCUUUUUUUCUGUUUCUGAAGAAGGGGAAGAUACUGACACAACUAAGAAGGCUCCACAGCCAAACUCAAUUACUGUCUCUUCCAGAAGACCAGCUAUUCUUGCGGAUGGAACUUAUGCUACUCAGAGUGCUGCCUCGGAAACUGCUUUUUCCCCUCCUACCAUAGUUCAAGGAACAUUGACUUCUGGGAAUUUAAGAUCCCUUCUUCUCACUGGGGACUUUUUCCUUGGGGCAGUUGUGGCUUGCACAUUGACAAAGCUUAUUCUGAGAUUGGAGGAGGUGCAGUCAUCUCAAGUUGAAGUCAAUAAAGCAUCCACUCAGGCAUUGUUGAUCAUGAUCUCCAUGCUGCAAUUGGGACAAUCUUCGGUCCUUCCACACCCAAUUGAUAAUGAUUCUCAUGAUAGGAUUGUCCUGUGCAUAAGAUUGCUAUGCAAUACUGGAGAUGAGAUCAGGAAGAUAUGGUUGCAGUCUUGCCGUCAGAGUUUUGUAAAAAUGCUUUCAGAGAAACAUUUAAGGGAAACUGAGGAACUAAAAGCAAAGGCUCAGGUUUCUCAUGCACAACCAGAUGAUCUUAUCGACUUCUACCAUCUAAAGAGCAGGAAGGGAAUGAGUCAGCUGGAGUUGGAAGAUGAGGUACAAGAUGAUCUAAAACGUGCAACUGGAGAGUUCAUCAAGGAUGGGGAUGAUGCAAAUAAGCUUAACCGCAUUCUUCAACUCACUGGAUUUAGUGACCCUGUAUAUGCUGAGGCAUACGUGACUGUUCAUCACUAUGAUAUUGUCCUUGAUGUUACAGUUAUUAAUCGCACAAAGGAAACCCUCCAGAAUUUGUGUCUGGAAUUGGCAACCAUGGGUGAUCUUAAACUUGUUGAGCGUCCACAAAAUUAUACACUAGCACCUGAAUCAAGCAAGCAAAUAAAGGCCAACAUCAAGGUGUCCUCAACUGAAACUGGAGUCAUAUUUGGGAACAUUGUCUAUGAGACUUCAAAUGUGCUCGAACGAACAGUUGUUGUCCUCAACGACAUUCACAUUGACAUCAUGGACUAUAUCUCUCCUGCAGUUUGUACAGAUGCAGCUUUCAGAACUAUGUGGGCAGAGUUUGAAUGGGAAAACAAGGUUGCUGUUAACACAGUGAUUCAAGAUGAGAAGGAGUUCCUUGAUCAUAUUAUCAAAUCAACCAACAUGAAGUGUCUCACUGCACCAUCUGCCUUGGAUGGUGAAUGUGGAUUCCUGGCAGCAAACUUGUAUGCCAAGAGUGUGUUUGGCGAGGAUGCAUUGGUAAAUGUUAGCAUUGAGAAACAGAUCGACGACAAAUUGAGUGGGUACAUCAGGAUAAGGAGCAAGACCCAGGGUAUUGCCCUUAGUCUAGGGGAUAAGAUCACUCUCAAGCAGAAGGGAGGCAGUUGAGGUAGAAUAACAGCAUAAAUAUUUCCUCCAAAACUGGUGCUUUGCCUGAAAAUUAGAAGACUGCCCUCCCAUUUUUGUUCACAUUUGUAUUUAGGCAUUCAGGAAGUGAAGUUUAUAAUUGAGCCAUAUGUUUCAGUAAAAGUUAUUAUCUGAACGAUGAUUAAAAUUGCCCCCUUUUUUUCUAGUUUUACGCUAGCAAUUUGUCCUUUUGAUACAGGAUUUCGUUAUGAUUCUUCAACAGUGUUGAAUUUAAGUUCUGUUA